AUGGCAGGUCGUGGACAUGCUGAAGCAGUCGUAAUGAAUCUAUUGAAUGGUCUUUCGGGAUGUUAUCGAACCGUGGUGGCUGACAACUUCUUUACUAGUAUUUCUCUAGCAAAACGUUUGUUGGAACAGGAUACGUAUCUUAUUGGAACAUUGAGAAGUAAUCGUACUGGAUCAGGAUAUGAAGUUGUUCAGAAAAAGCUCAAGCCUGCUAUUUCAAUAUCAAAUCGAAUAUAUCUAUUCUUUCAAACAACUAAAACAAAAUUGUUGAACUUAAAUUUAUUUCAAGAUCGUUCAACUAAUCAUGAAAAAAUUCGAAAACAAAUUUGGACAACUCGAUUAUAUUUAGUUAUCUUCAUUAUUAUAUUAUUUAUAUUAGUUUUAUAUACUUCAUUAAAUAAAAAAUCCAUAAAUAUUAAUGUACAAUUGUCAAGUUUAACUCAAUAUCAACAAUUAGAAAUAAAAUAUAAAUCUACUUUAACUUGUCCAUGUAAUAGAAUUUCAAUUGAAUAUAAAGAAUUUAUUGAACUUAAAGUAUCGUAUCAUGAAGUUUGUACAUCAGAUUUUAUUAGUCAACAAUGGUUUGAUUAUUUAUAUAAUAAGCAAAAAAUAAAUGAUAGAAAUUUUCUUGCAACAGCAUCAAUUCAAUUUCAAGUUCUUGCAUCUUUAUGUAAAUUAACACAAGAAACUAUUAAUAUUGGUUUAACACAAUUUUAUUCAACAAAAUUUAUUAGUGGUCAAUUAAAUUUAAAUGAAACAUUUCAAAAACAAAUUAAUUCAAUUCUUAAUAUAUUUCAAAGAUCAAUAUCACAAACUUUUAAAAGAACAUUAGAUAUGAUUCAUGAAGUUAUUCAUGGAAAUUUUUAUAUGACAAUUUUUCAAACAAAUUGGAAAUUUACUGUUUUAGAAAGAAAACGAUUUUCUCCAUUUUAUACAAAUCCUCUUACAUAUAAUAAUUCAUGUAAUUGUGGAACAUCAUCAAAAUGUUCUGAAAAAGUUAUACUUAAUAAUUCAAUCAUAGAUGGUUUAGUUAUUGGUUGUUAUCCAUUUGAAUCAAUGUUACAAUCAUCACUUCAAUGUUUAUAUAAUCAAACAUGUUUAGAAUUAAUUUUAUUAUAUUUUAAAGUACAAACUGAUAACAUUACAUUUAAUAUACUUUCAUCUAUAAAUCAAUAUGGUAUUGAUGAAAAAGUUGAACAUAUGGUUGAUCGAUUAUUCGUUGAUCAAUGGUAUAUUGAUUAUUCUUAUGAAAAAUAUUUUCAACAAUGUUAUCCAACAUUUUGUACUUAUUCUUAUAUACAAUAUUUUAAUAUAUUUUAUAUUAUAACAACUAUUCUAAGUUUAUAUAGUGGAUUGACUAUUACAUUAACACUUAUUAUUCCAUUUAUUAUUCAUAUUCUAUUUCGAUUAUUUUAUAGAAGAAAAACAUUUAUUACUCCAUUGUCUCAAACACUUAAUCAAAAUAUAGAUUGA
Messenger RNA from Rotaria sp. Silwood1, 1470 nucleotides. The record is from the annotation of a GenBank genome assembly. NCBI's taxonomy places the organism in Eukaryota, Metazoa, Rotifera, Eurotatoria, Philodinida, Philodinidae.